AUGGAGAAUUACACUCCGAGGGAAAUUUCGCAGAACCAUUGGGGUUUGUUCAGCUAUGUUAAUGAAGAACAUGCCACUCCGGAGAAUCAAUAUAUAGUGGAGACGGCCACAUUCGACGACAGGGCCCAGAGUGGAAAAACCAGCUUGAAACUCCGUUACGAGGUUCGCGGCAGUAACUCGCAGAAAGCUCACGGCCGGAUCAGUGACGUACAUACGCUGCAGUCGUGCAAGGCCAUCUCGCGCCUAUCAAAACGUCCAACACCCAGGUAUUCUGCUCUCCUACUAUGUCGACGUGAAUUUGCAAUCGUUCACGUUACCGAAACCGGAAAUAACAUUAAAGUGAAGUUUUGCCGCAGUCACUGCGGUCACGAAGUACAACCUGCUGUUUUAUCCAUAGAUCCCAAAUCUGAACAGUACAUAGUCUCCCUCUUGCGAGAAGGAUUCGGACCGCACCAAAUCUUAAAGAAAAUUCGUGCCGAAUGUCGCGAAAAUGACACCCAUUUACGCCUGUACUAUGCUUCGUACAGCGACAUAAGGCUUAUUGGCAUCCGGAACAAUGGAUCCGUCCAGAAGAGAUGA
Ostertagia ostertagi is the source of this 579-nucleotide messenger RNA. Lineage: Eukaryota; Metazoa; Nematoda; Chromadorea; Rhabditida; Trichostrongylidae. The record is from the annotation of a GenBank genome assembly.